AAGGCCCCACCUUGCCCCUCCCCAUUCUCGCCUCACCCUCUGCAAAUCUGACAGGCACGGGACAGGAGUAGGCACCAAGACCUUUGCUGCUUUGCCUUGCAGCCUCCCCAGGUCCCUUGUGGGCCCCUCACCCUUCUAGCUCGCAGCUGGCCCCCUGUAGGUACAGAAGGAUGACAGACUGCUACCGCCCCCCAGGGAACGAGACGCUGCUGAGCUCUCCGGCCUCACGGGCCACAGGCACGGCCUUCCUGCUGCUGGCGGCGCUGCUGGGGCUGCCCGGCAAUGGUUUCGUGGUGUGGAGCUUGGCGGGCUGGCGGCCGGCGCGGGGGCGGCCGCUGGCGGCCACUCUCGUGCUGCACCUGGCGCUGGCCGACGGCGCCGUGCUGCUGCUCACGCCGGUCUUUGUGGCCUUCCUGGUGAGGCAGGCGUGGCCGCUGGGCCAGCUGGGCUGCAAGGCCGUGUACUACGUGUGCGCGCUCAGCAUGUACGCCAGCGUCCUGUUCACCAGCCUGCUCAGCCUGCAGCGCUGCCUCGCCGUCACCCGCCCUUUCCUGGCGCCCCGGCUGCGCAGCCCGGUCCUGGCCCGCCGCCUGCUGCUGGCCGUCUGGCUGGCCGCCCUGUUGCUCGCCGUCCCGGCCGCCGUCUACCGCCACCUCUGGGGGGACAGCCUGUGCCAGCUGUGCCACCCGUCGCGGGCCCACGCCGCCGUCCACCUGAGCCUGGAGACUCUGACCGCUUUCGUGCUGCCCUUCGGGCUGGUGCUCGGCUGCUACAGCGUGACGCUGGCGCGGCUGCGGGGCGCCCGCUGGGGCUCCGGCCGGCACGGCACGCGCGUGGGCCGGCUGGUGAGCGCCAUCGUGCUGGCCUUCGGCUUGCUCUGGGCCCCCUACCACAUGGUCAACAUUGUGCAGGCGAUGGCCGCGAUGGCGCCACCCGAAGGGGCCCUGGCGAAGCAGGGCGGCGCGAGCCAGGCAGCGCGAGCCGGCACCACGGCGCUGGCCUUCUUCAGCUCCAGCGUCAACCCAGUGCUCUACCUCUUCACCGCGGGGGAUCUGCUGCCCCGCGCGGGCCCCCGCUUCCUCACGCGGCUGUUCGAGGGCUCUGGGGAGGCCCGAGGAGGCGGCCGCUCCAGGGAGGGGACCAUGGAGCUCCGAACUACCCCUCGGCUCAGAGUGGUGGGGCUGGGCCUGGGCAACGGAGACCCCGGGGGCGGGGCGGCCAAGGACAGUCAGGAAUGGGGCCCUUGACACCACAUCCUGCUCUUCCCUGUCCCCUUCCAUCACCCCUCAGAACUCAGAGAGCACUCGGGAGCGUUUGGGAAGCCUCUGACCAGUUUGGAACUGUGGGGGCAGAAUUAUGCACCUGGGGCAGGCCCAGGCUCCUCCAAACUGAGGGAUUGCCAGGGGUGAUGGUUCAUGCUAAUGAAUAUUGUGCACUUGCAGGUUGGCAUGUGCCCAUGUGCCAGAGCUGCUAAUUUGUUGCCAAUAGUCAUUGUGAAAGACCCGUGCAGCCGUUGCACCAUGGCUUAAGUGUGCUCUCCCGAGGGUCAGCAUGCCUGAGGUGUACCGAAGCCACCUGGUUUCCCUGCGGGGUCAGGACGGCUGGGCAGCGGCAGCCUUCAGUGGCACCUUGACCCGUCCUCCCCAGCUCGGGUGGCCUACUUCCCUCAGGCCAUACAACCACUCUGUAAAUCAAGGGAGAAAGAGGAAAGAAAGGUAUGGGUGCUUGGGUGUGGGCUGCGGAUGGGAUCCGUUUUCUGGGGUCUAUAAGAGCCAAGAAGGGGGUGGGGGUGGGGAGACUGGCCCUGGCAGGUGAAAGUCAAUCUGUGGGAUUGAAAGGGGAGUUUUCCUGUCUGCCUUGUGGUUGGUGCAGCGGGGGAGGGGCCCUGGGAGUCUGAGACUUAGCUUCCUCUUUGAAUCCACCUCUCCCCCCCAAGGUCACCUGACUCAAAAGGAGCCCAGGAGCAGGCACUCACUUAGCCAGAGGACGUUUGGGGCUUGGAGAUGAGGGAGUAUGAGGAAGAGUGUGGGUGUCUGGAGGACAGGAAGAAUUUUUCAGGGAGGUACCACCUCUCCUUUCUCUUUUUUCUCUCUGCCAAAUCUUGACUCCUCCUGACGGCUAGCUGGUCCUCAUCUGUCCUCCCCGAUAUUUCCCAGACCCCGUCUUUUGGAAUUUCUUUACCUCUAGGCCUCAAAACUGUUCUGGAUCCUGA
Molecule: messenger RNA, 2212 nt
Organism: Myotis daubentonii (Daubenton's bat)
Lineage: Eukaryota; Metazoa; Chordata; Mammalia; Chiroptera; Vespertilionidae
Gene: LTB4R2
Product: leukotriene B4 receptor 2
Biological process (GO): neuropeptide signaling pathway
Cellular component (GO): plasma membrane
Molecular function (GO): leukotriene B4 receptor activity; G protein-coupled peptide receptor activity
Source: RefSeq, a predicted model, not a curated record